GUUCCACAGCAGAAGUCUUGUUGUUUACGUUCCCUCUUCUGCGAAAAAAAGAAAAACUCUCCGCCCACCGCAGAGCUGAUCCCACAACAGGAACUGUUUUCGUCUCCAGACCGAGGAGGAAGUAAACGCUAGAACUCUACGCAUUUUUGUGACAUAGCUGCAGCAUGACUCGUCGUGUGGCCAUAGUAGGAGGAGGGAGUUCAGGUCUGGCCUGUAUUAAAUGCUGCCUGGAUGAAGGGCUGGAGCCCAUCUGCUAUGAAAGCAGCAAUGACAUUGGAGGUCUCUGGAGGUUUAAGGAGAAUCCAGAACCAGACCGGGCCAGCAUCUACCACUCAGUCAUCAUCAACACCUCCAAGGAGAUGAUGUGUUUCAGUGACUUCCCCAUUCCUGCAGAAUUCCCAAACUUCAUGCACAACUCCCUCAUCAUGGACUACUUUCGGAUGUAUGCUGACCACUUCCAGCUCACCAAGCACAUACGCUUUAAUACCAAAGUCUUGCAGAUCAAACAGAGAUCAGAUUUUUCCCGAUCAGGCCAGUGGGACGUUGAAACCGAGAACAGGGAUGGGAAACGAGAAAAACACAUUUUUGAUGCAGUGAUGAUCUGUAUUGGACAUCACUGCCAGCCGAACCUCCCUCUCCAUGACUUCCCAGGUAUUGAAACCUUCAAGGGGAAGUAUUUUCACAGCAGAGACUACAAAACUCCUGAAGAGUGGAGGAAUAAGAAGGUGGUGGUGAUCGGAAUAGGCAACUCAGGAGGAGACAUCGCAGUUGAACUGAGCAGAGUCACCAAGCAGCUUUACCUGAGCACUCGAAGGGGAGCCUGGAUUUUGAACCGAGUCGGGGAAGGAGGGAUUCCUCUAGAUUUGCAAUUCAACAGAGUGGUUGAUUUUUUCCGUAGAAUCCUCCCAUUUGGUGUCUUCUGUUCCCUGGGAGAGAGCCAGCUCAACCGCAGAUUCAACCAUGCUCUCUACAGUCUAAAACCAAAGCACAGGUUAUUCAGCCAACAUCCCACCAUAAAUGAUGAACUUCCAAACCGCAUCCUAUCUGGAACUGUUCAAGUGAAACCAAACAUCCGCCAAUUUCAGGGCUCCAGCGUGGAGUUUGAGGAUGGAAGCAUCGUAGAAGAUAUUGACCUGGUGGUGUUUGCAACAGGCUACAAGUUCUCCUACCCAUUCCUGGAUUCUAGAGUGGUUUCAGUGACAGAGAACAAAGCAUCUCUGUACAAGUACGUGUUUCCUCCUGAACUGGACCACCCCACGCUGGCUAUCAUUGGUCUGGUGCAGCCAUUGGGCGCCAUCAUGCCCAUUUCUGAGAUGCAGGCUAGAUGGGCCACUCGAGUCUUCAAAGGCUGCAUAAAGCUUCCUCCAGCAGCUGCUAUGCUCAGAGAUAUCAAGUGUAAGCAGGAAGCCAUGGCUAAAAGAUACGUCGCCAGUCCGAGACAUACCAUCCAAGUGGACUAUGUUGACUACAUGGACCAGAUUGCAGAGUUAGUGGGAGUUCGUCCCAGAAUCAUGAGGAUGCUGCUGACCGACCCUCAGCUGGGACUGAAAGUGCUGCUGGGUCCUAGCACCCCAUACCAGUACCGCCUCAGAGGACCAGGAAAGUGGGUCGGAGCACGCCAGGCCAUCUUCACCCAGUGGGAGAGAGUAGCUAAACCCUUGCAGACCAGGCUGUCUGAUGAGCCCAAACCCAAGAAAGCUUCCAAGUGGCCUCUGAUCAUGUUCACCGCAGCUGUGGGCGUGUGGGCCUACCACCACAGGAACAACUUUCCGGCUUUCCUGCAGGAUCCCACCGCUUUGCUGGACAACAUUAGAGCAUACCUCACUGCAUAGUAAUGCAAAUUUCACUAGUGAAUGAUUCUGCUGUAUUUACAGUAUUAGCUAAUGUUCAUGAAGGGAAACUUUGUUCUUAUCUACAGAAAUAUCCAAAAUACUUCAAUAACUUUGUUUACUAAACCCAAUCUUAUACUACACAAGAGUGUUAUUCAGCUCAGUACUUCAGUUUAGCACUUCUGUGGUAAUUCUCUAUAGCUGUGAGAUGGCUAAAUUUAAGGGUUGGAAAUAAACAACAGUUUUUGCUUAAAUGCAUUUCUUUUGCUUUGUAGGCUUCUUAAACACAGCAUCAACAUUGUCAACCAUCACAUACCAGUUUAUAGGAUAAAAAUAUAUGAAGUGUAUAGAAAACUAGCAUUUUUUUUAGUAAUUUGUCAUUGAAAUAGUCAAACCUUUUCAAUAAACCCAAUAAAUACUGUAUUUGUA
Molecule: messenger RNA, 2258 nt
Organism: Nothobranchius furzeri (turquoise killifish)
Lineage: Eukaryota; Metazoa; Chordata; Actinopteri; Cyprinodontiformes; Nothobranchiidae
Product: flavin-containing monooxygenase 5
Molecular function (GO): N,N-dimethylaniline monooxygenase activity; NADP binding; flavin adenine dinucleotide binding
Source: RefSeq, a predicted model, not a curated record